Molecule: messenger RNA, 1937 nt
Organism: Daucus carota subsp. sativus
Lineage: Eukaryota; Viridiplantae; Streptophyta; Magnoliopsida; Apiales; Apiaceae
Exons: 5
Coding region: 264-1583 (439 amino acids)
Source: RefSeq, a predicted model, not a curated record
AACGCCGUCAACCAGCCGUCAACUACGACUCUCUUUUCUCACCUGCUGCAAUUACAGAAGACGAACAAUCUUGUUUCUCUCCCACCUAUACUUACAAACACACACACACACUUCUCUCUCGUCUCUGUUCAUCACCUCCUUCCCGCAAUCAAAAGAGAAUUGGCGGGUUUGGUUUUAGAUAAUCGAAGUAAUCACGAGUGAUCUCACUUGGCAUUGCAGUUCCUGUUACUUGUGGUUGUUUUAUAUUGUGAAUGUGACUGAGCAUGGGGUCUGCCUGUUGUGUUGCUGCUAAAGAUAGGACUAUAACUAAUGGAUCUAGCAGAGAAAUAGUACAGAGGAAUGUGCGGAAUUCACCGUCAUGGAGCUUUCGUUGGGAUAAUCGAAGGCGAGUGGCGGGAGAGGAGACAUCAUUGACAUGGUCAUCUGAUGGUAUCAGCAGGAAUGAUGGGCUGGAUUUUAAAUCUAGGACAACUGUAGGAAGCGCUUAUGCAUCUGAAGAGGGUAGUCCAAUUAAUAGUUCUCAAAAUCUUAUGUGGCAGAAGUCUCCUGUUGCUGAGGGAAAUAGAGGGACUUUGACAAUCCCCCCUUCAGAUCCACCAGUCUCCGGAAAUUCCAUGGAGGUGAAAGAUUCUAGGGCGUCGCCUACAAUCUCAGACUUGUCAACCACAAAGAUGUCUCCUUCGAUGCGUUCAGUUUCAUCCUUUUCAGCAUCUCCAUUGUCAUCCAAGAGUCAUGUGCUUCCCUUGAGCUCAACUCCAUCGAGAUGGCCUCGUCGUUCUCCAGGACACCAGCUAUUACGGCAAGUAUCUGAUAGCCGGAUUCGAAGACUCAAGUCACCAAGUUUCUCAAUUUCAGAGGAAGGUUCUCCUUUUGUGCUCCCUGGGUGGAGUUAUGAAUCAAUUGGGAUGUCUCAAGGCGGAUCUUCAGAUAACUGGGCUAUUCCUGAGUUUACUGAGCUCAUGCCAACAUCUCAUAGAGAGAGGUGGUCGUUUGAUAGUGAUUCAAUGGGCAUGAUUCGUCAUAAACUAUCCAGAUCUAGUGGUCGUAGUUUUUCUUCUCCACCUACUGAGGUUAAAACUUGUGGGCUUUGUGCAAAGCUUAUAACUCAGAGAUCUUCGUGGGGUAGUCAGAAAAUCAUGGCAAAUAAUGAGCUUGCUGUGCAUGCGGUAUUAAUCUGUGGACACGUUUACCAUGCUGAGUGCCUGGAGAAAAUGACACCAGAGGUUAGCAAGUAUGACCCUGCCUGCCCAGUUUGUACAUUAGGGGAGAAACAGGCCUUUAAAUUAUCUGAAAAAGCAAUGAGAGCUGAAAUGGAUUUAAUGACUAGAAUCAGCAAGAAAUUAAGGAGUCGAGUUGUGGGCAGUGAUCUCAGCAGUGAAUCUGUUGUAUUUGAUCGUCAAAGAAGUAGUGGUCUGGAGAGUAGAGGUUAUAAAUUAAGCACAAGUUCGAGUAUGAAGAGCUCUUUUGCGAAACCAUUCUUUAAGAGACGUUUUUCAUUUGGGUCAAAGGGGUCUAAAUCUCCAUCUGAGAACCAUUCUACUCGAAAGAGUGGGUUAUUCUGGUCAAAAUCUAGCAAGAAGUAAGCUUUUCUGUGGCCCUGCAGAGGAAUGCGCCCCUGUUUCACAGGCUCUGUAAUCGAUCAUUUUCUGUGAUGUUUAAUGAUUAUAAAACAUCAAAGUAGGAAGGGGGAGCAAUGAUAGUCAUCCGAUCAUACGUAGGGUUUACUGUAUCGACAACCAUAUUCAAGCAGGAACACUAUAGCAUAUGAAGAUAUACCCUCGAGGGUUGUGAAACUGAUACGCAGGGGAAUGAUUUAUUCAGUAUAUAUCACAAGAUUGUAGAAGAUAAUAUAUUUAUGCUGCCUUCUUAGUAUUUCAUAAAUUAAAAUUUCAUUUGGUGGACUAAUAUAUAACUGCAUUGAAUUUGUCUUGGUGUCA